This is a messenger RNA of Symbiodinium necroappetens, 471 nucleotides long. The record is from the annotation of a GenBank genome assembly. NCBI's taxonomy places the organism in Eukaryota, Dinophyceae, Suessiales, Symbiodiniaceae.
GACAUGUCCCCUGCCAUCCUGGAGAGCCCUUGGCCUCGAGAUCACAGGAAUGCGCAAAUGGGCGAUCGCGGCCUCGUCUUGACACAUCUUUUCCAUUUGCUUGACCAGGACCGGAACCUCCUGCUCGAUAUCUCAGAGCAGGCGCAGCUGCUGCGCCAUGCGCCGGCGGAGCUGGCAGGCAACAUCCGGAGAUGGGAGAGACGGUGGCAGAGGGAGUCAGAUGCUGCCGGCAACAUCAACUUUUCCAUGUUUCUGGCCGCCGUGGAGCACACACAGGCCCUCAGUCUCGGCAAGGUCCUUCGGAGGCUGCGGCUCCAAGUGGAAGCGGAUCCGCCCUCGCAAAAGCCGCGGCCUUCCUGGUGGGGCCUUGGUACGUCCUGGGGAGCGCCCGAGGGUCCGAAUCCCGCCUGCUGGAGCGAGGCCCUUCGAAGCUUGGCUUUGAGAGAUAUGGCGACGCUGAGCUUCCGUUGA